AUGAGCGGCAUCAGUCCCGCGUUGCAGCGACUCGAGGAAGCGCUGCCGAACCGCGUCGAUUGGAGGUACGAGAUGCGUCGAGAGGCUCAGCAGAUACUUCCCGGUGAGUUGGGGGGAAGAUGAAAUCGAAUUUUGGGGAGCGAUGCUGAAUGUACUGAUGCGGUUGGUGGAGUGCGUUGCAGGUCUGUUCAUCGGCCCGUUUCAGCCGUCGUGGAAUCUCGAAACGUUGAACAGGCUCGGAAUCACCCAUAUCCUCUGUAUCGCCGAGUCGAGAGAACAGUUCGUUCAAAUCAGCUACACUUGAGGUUUUGGGUUGUGCUUGUACUGACACGCGCAUAUGCGCCAGACACCUGUUCCGGGCCAAGUUCCCCGAACGUUUCGUUUACCUUAUCCUCGAAGUGCGCGAUGCCGACGACCAGAACCUCAUCAAGAUAUUCCCACAGUUCGUUGCGAAACAAGAGCUGAAAGAACGCCGUCCCAAUUGCGAUUACCGCACGCUGACUCAUUCCCUUCCCUUCCCGUCCGACCCCCCACCUCACUCGAAUCUACGCUCCGACCCCAACCGGCUCGCAUCCGAUCUAUUCACAAUGGCGCAGAACACAAGCCUUCAUAGACGGAGCAAUUGAAAUGGGUGGAGCCGUGCUCGUACAUUGCGGAGAUGGAAUCUCUCGAUCGCCCGCCAUCGCGUAAGCUCUCCUCCGACCCCUUCUUCCGACCCCACACGAACGAAAAGAAAAAAAAAAAAAAAGUCCGCCCAACUUUCUCACGUGGGAAUUUCUCUUCACACAGAACCGCGUACGUGAUGGUUAAACAUGGCCUGACGCACGAGGAUGCGUUCCAAUUCGUUCAAAGUAGGAGGUUCUGCGUCGCGCCUAGGCUCGGAUUCCAACAUCAAAUCGAGGUGAGUGGGAAUUGGCAAAAAUCUCAAUCCCAAAAGGCUCACGAAAGACCCUUUGAGCUGAAUAACGUUGCCAACCUCACUUCAUGAGGCCUAUGCUCCGAUAUUCAUGGCUUCGCAAACGAUGACGAUGGCGCAGAAUCAAGGGGGGGUCCAUUCGGCGCCGAGGGAGAAGAGGAGGGAACGAGAGGAUGAUGAUGAGGAUGAGGAGGAGAUGGGUAUGGGUGGGGGUGGGUCAGCGAUGUGAGUUUGAGCAUAUUUGGAGCCAGACUGACUGAAUUCGUCUCGAGGCUGACAGUGAUCCUUCGUCCGACUUGUACAGCGACCCCGAUCUCGAUAUGCAUCGAAGGGUUCCGACCGCUCCGCAAUGGGGAAUGGCAUAA
Molecule: messenger RNA, 1281 nt
Organism: Microbotryum saponariae
Lineage: Eukaryota; Fungi; Basidiomycota; Microbotryomycetes; Microbotryales; Microbotryaceae
Source: the annotation of a GenBank genome assembly